Photinus pyralis (common eastern firefly) is the source of this 1107-nucleotide messenger RNA. Its product is annotated as probable tRNA(His) guanylyltransferase. Gene Ontology annotation, biological process: tRNA modification. Gene Ontology annotation, molecular function: magnesium ion binding; tRNA guanylyltransferase activity. The record is from RefSeq and is a predicted model, not a curated record. The coding region runs from base 91 to 1002 and encodes 303 amino acids. The transcript has 2 exons. Lineage: Eukaryota; Metazoa; Arthropoda; Insecta; Coleoptera; Lampyridae.
UUGAACGGAUUUGUGGCGUGGAAAUUACACUUUAAAGGUUAACUCCAAUAAAUAUGUGAAACAUCUUUAAAGUAAAUUAUUUUAUUUUAUAUGCACCUAUUUUUAAAAAGAGUUCAAAUACCUCUACGCAUAGGCAAAAUGGCGAACAGCAAAUUUGAAUAUGUGAGAAAUUUUGAGUCUGAAGACCGACUUCUACCAAAUUGUUGGAUCAUUGUGCGAAUAGAUGGCAAGAAUUUUCAUAAAUAUUCCUCUAAGCACAAUUUCACCAAACCCAAUGAUGCUCGAGCUUUAAACUUAAUGAAUAGAUCCGCUUUUUGUGUAAUGAAGGAGUAUAAAGACAUUGUAUUAUCAUACGGCGAGAGUGACGAAUACUCAUUUGUGCUUCGUAAAGAAACUGAACUUCAUAACCGCAGAGGGACAAAGUUAUUGACACAUAUUACCAGUUUAUUUUCGUCGUCGUACGUUUUUCAUUGGCGCGAUUACUUUCACGACCAAAGCAUGUUAUACCCACCGUAUUUUGAUGGUCGUAUAGUUUUGUAUCCCAGCGAUAACAAUCUAAGGGAUUACUUGUCUUGGCGACAGGUUGAUACUCAUAUUAAUAAUCUUUACAAUACCACUUUCUGGAAUUUGGUGCAAAAGGGAAAUUUAACAAACAGAGAAGCUCAAGAACGGUUAUCUGGAACGUUCUCAUCUGACAAAAAUGAGAUAUUAUUCAGCGAAUUUGGAAUUAAUUACAAUAAUGAGCCUAUUAUGUUCAGGAAGGGCACAAUAUUAUUGAGAAAAAAAAUUAAGAAUCCCCAUCGUGACAAGUUACAUCAGGUUGUUCUACCAAUUUUUGAAGAUAUGAUGCACGAUGAAUUUUGGAUUCAGCACCCUGAAAUCUUGUCGAAUAUACCUAAUGAAGGUUACAAUUUAGGAGAAGGGGAUGUUCAUGAAUUGGUGGAGUUACAAUUCCGAUUAAAUAAAAGACGAGAUAAAAGCAUUAUUUCCAUCACAGAAUAAUCAAUAAGAAAAAUUACAAACAGCUGCUAACAAUUGUUUCCAGAAACUUAGCAAAUAAACUAACAUUUCAUUGUACACUAUUAGCCUUAUAUUCAGUUUAUUAAA